Messenger RNA from Paramuricea clavata, 3433 nucleotides. The record is from the annotation of a GenBank genome assembly. NCBI's taxonomy places the organism in Eukaryota, Metazoa, Cnidaria, Anthozoa, Malacalcyonacea, Plexauridae.
AGGCGAUGGAAGAAUUGGAAACAACUGUUGAGAAACAACGGUAUUCUCGACUACAACAUUUGUUACAGAAGUCAAAUGUCUACUCAGAGUUUCUUCUUCAACGGAUAGAAGAGCAGAAAACGGAGAAUGAGAAAAGAAAAGCUCGAGAAGCAAAAAGAGCUGAGAAGGCGAAGAAAGAGGAUGAUAAAGAAUUGCCACAAACUGUAGGUUUUAACAUUUGGUCAUUAAAGUGAGAGUAUUACAAUUGGUGACUAUUGUCAAGUCAUUAUUGGCUGUAGUUUCAUCUCUAAUUCAAUCCAUUCCUCCCCUACAAACUGCACAAUGUGGUGAGAAUCGUGCAGCGGCCAUAAGGACUGUACCCAAAUCGGCCAUUGUGUGUCCUUGGCACUGAAGCCCCGUUUACACUACGCUCAAUUUUUGGUACGGCACGGAUAAAAUUGGUACCCGUACCACUUUUUUGGUUCUUGGACUACCUAUUUAGGUAGUCCAAGAACCAAAAAGUGGUACGGUACCAAAAAUUGAGCGUAGUGUAAACGGGGCUCUGAGUAAACUACAUGCAACUGUAUGAUACACACCUUUUUUAAUUUUAAGCCGGAAUAAACUACGAUAUGUCGUUAAAACAUUCCUUGAGUUCAAUACAAUCCUAUAUGUUGUUUAGUAUUAUCAACUCCUUUUCUGGCAAGGCUUGACCGAAUUUCUAGGCCUUGCCCCGUAGCUAUUUUAAUGAAUCCUAUAUAAGCUAUCAUUAAAAAGCGUCUCUCUUUUAAUAAUAACACUUUGCCCUGAUUCGAUUUCACAAAACGUCCACUCUAUUGCCUACAAUAUUAUUUAACUAAUUUGGCUAACACCUAUUUUCAAAAUUUCCCUAUACAGUGUUAUAGUUCUUUUUUACUUUAAUUAAUAUACAUGAUCGCAAGGAACUCGAUAUUCAAUUUUACAGGUUCCUGACACGAAACGUGGUCGUAAGUGUAAUCAGAAAUCCACGGGUUACAACAUCACAGAUUACGUGGAUACUGAGGUAGGUUGUUUGUAAUCACUGAUCUGAAAAGUAAGACUGGAUAGAGCAUCGUUUGGAGUUCUUUAAGCCAAUUUUGAAACCAGAAUGAAGAGAUUAUUAAUGGACCAUUUGCAUUAUAGACUAAAUUUUUAUCUAGACGAAAAUUUCAUUACAGCUUGAAAGAGCAUCACAAAAUUAGUAAUAUUCCAAAGUUUCGUUGCGAAAUGUUGUAAAAUGCGGAUAAUAUAGCCAUGCGAAGUUUGCCGUUUUUCAGUCAUUUUGUAUUACGCACGGGAAAUUGACAGCCCAAUCUGGUGUUGGGGCAUCAAUUUCCCGUUUGUAAUACAAAAUGACUGAAAAUUGCAAAGUUCGCAGGGCUAUAUUAUCCGCAUUUUACAACAUUUCGCAACAAAACUUUGGAAUAUUACUAAUUUUGUGAUGCUUUUUCAAGCUGUGAUGAAAUUUUUGUCUAGAUCAAAAUUUAGUCCAUAAUGCAAAUGGUCCAUUGUUAGGACGUUUAAAUUAUAGUUUUAUUAUAGAUUUUAGAAUGUUUUAAUCACUAUAGUUGAGAUGCGACUGUUGAUGUUUGGUGGUCACUAGUCAAUAUGGUCACCAUUCCCGUCAUUUGUGCAUAGCAGAUGCACCACAAGUCUCAGUUUUUAGGAUCAGUAUUUGUAACUCUAAAUCAAGGGCAUUUGCAUUUUCCAUCAUGACAUAAGAUGAUUAUUAUAUGUAAGUAGUAGCGUCAGCAUGCAUGUCUGAAAAAUGUUGAUUGGUACAGAUGACUCGUUCAGUAUAGACUUUUGUAGCAUCACUUGUUUUGUAUAGGCGUUGAAAAAGAGCAGCCAGGAAUCAAUAGCCGUAUCAUGUGUACCGGAUAAAGAUGACAAUAAAAAUCUUUCCAUUGGACAUCAUUCCAAUGAAAAUGAAACUCCUCGGGUAAUUUCGUUAAUUCUAUAUGUAUUUUUCAGAAUGAGUGAUUAAGACUAUAGUUCUGAAAUUCUGGUUUCAUCUCAUGUACCCACUACAAUAAAGAACUAUAUACAUGCACGAUUGUUGUAUCGUAGGAGUUGGUUGAGUUUUACUGGUCUGAGGCAACACCGAACUGUAAAUCCAACCCAGACUGAAUAAUUUGGGUAAUAAAAUUGAGUACAGUAUUACAAUUAAUCACUAAAGAAAAGAAAAACACCAAGAAAAAGACGGUAUAUUAAAACGAGUUGCGUUUAUACCAUAGGCAUAUUUUCUUUUAAGAAUGAGUCCUGAGAGUUUGCUUAACAAUGCGUCCUGAGAGUAUUCUUAGGUUUGUUGGUGCCUUCAGUGCCAAAAAAUAUUAAAUUCUGUUACCUUCCAGCAGUUUUAUCGUCUUUUUUUCGUGAAAGAAGGUUAUUUCUUGUUGUCGUCAUAUGAGCUUCAUAAAAUCAACAUCACUGUUUAUUACAUGUUUUACGAUCGCAACAAGAUUCGCCUCUUGAUCCAACACUUGUAUGCCUCAAUUCUCGUCUGCGAUUGUCGCAAGAAAAAAGAAACUCUUGUAUUUCGCGACGUCAUCUCCGAUGAUAUAAAUUUGUACAUAUUCUCGUAUAUCGCCAAUAGAACAUUUCUUUCUACUCGACCUUUAUUGAUAUUUCCUUUUUAGAGUGAGACUACAGGCUAUAAAAGACCUCAGUUACUGACAGGAGGGUCGCUAAGAGACUAUCAAAUAGAAGGUGUGGAGUGGUUGAAGGUAAAAUUUGUGACUGAAUAUUUGAACCAAGGGUUUGGUCAUUGACGAGAGGCGCCGCGCAAUGCAUUGUAGGUAAAUGGACAAUUGUCAGAAACUAACAAUAAAUCUUUGAAAAACGAAAAGCAACUAUAAAAUAAAUUUUUAUUGCACGAUAAGGCGCUGUGUUCUAACCAACGUUUUCCAACAAUAACAUCAUUAAAUAACCCAAAUGCGUCAACACUUUUGCUUUAAACAUUGUUUCUCAAUACAUUUUCCCUGUUUAUCGCCACGAUUGCAGACGUGGCAUUGGGAAAGAUUUCUGGUAUUCUUUGGAAUUUAUAUCACUAUUAUUUAUAUCACAAAAAGAAGUGUUAAGAAAAGAUAUAGUAAAUUUUCAGGAUAAAUCCCUGAGCUCUAAUCCAAAAUUGUACACUUGGGAUAUAGUCUGCUCUCCUCUAUAUGUAUACAAUGGUCCUUCUAUUAACUUAUUAUAUCUCAGGUAUUAUUUGAGAAUGGUGUGAAUGGUAUUCUAGCUGAUGAAAUGGGUCUUGGCAAGACAAUCCAAUGUAUUGCAUUAAUAGCACAUUUGAUCGAGAAUGGAGUUCUCGGUCCAUUCCUUGUUACAGCGCCAUUAUCGACACUGCCUAACUGGCUGGCUGAGUUUAAACGAUUUACUCCUGGUGUAAGUGACGUAGUUUUAUAAUUGAGAUCAUUCACUUGAAGGGUCCGAGGAC